AAUGUUGCAGUGGUGAGAAACCGGCACUUCCCCGACCGCCACCUGGACUGAUCUAGAGGAAGAUGGAGGAGCGCGGGCUGUCACUGUGGAUCUACGUAGGAGUGCUGGCCCUGAUGCUGAUGGGGGCUUUGCAGAGGGUUCUGCCCCUGCACCUCAGCAGCUGGCCUGCCCUGGUGGCCAGGCUCUGGGCCUCUGUGCUGAUGGAGUGGCUGGGGGCCUUCUGGACGGCAGCCCUGCUGAUCUUCUCUCUGGCCCUGGGGCUGGCCUGGUGGCUCCGCUCAGCCCGGGUCUCAGGGGUCGCCCUCCUGGCCCCCGAGGGCAGGGCCGUCUGCAUCACAGGCUGCGACAGCGGCUUUGGGGAGGCUUCAGCCAAGCGUCUGGACGCGCUGGGGUUCAAGGUGUUUGCUACGGUGAUGGACCUGUCAGGGGAAGGGGCCAUGGAGCUGAGAAGUGCGUGUUCCUCCAGGCUGAGCCUGCUGCAGGUGGACAUCACUCGCCCUGAACAGGUCCAACAGAUGCUGCUGGCCAUCAAGACAGAGCUGGGCCUGAAAGGUCUAUGGGGUUUAGUAAACAAUGCAGGAGUGUGUGUGAACUUUGGGGAUGCAGAGCUUUCCCUGAUGUCAACGUACCGCCGCUGCAUGGAGGUCAACUUCUUCGGCAGUCUGAGCGUCACUAAGACCCUCCUCCCUCUCCUCCGCCGGAGCAGGGGCCGCAUCGUGACCGUAUCUAGCCCUGCAGGGGAUCAGCCCUUCCCCUGUCUAGCAGCUUACGGUGCGUCUAAAGCAGCACUCAACCUCUUAACUAACACCCUCCGCCAUGAGCUGGAGCCCUGGGGGGUCCAAGUGUCCACCAUCCUGCCUUCCUCAUAUAGGACAGGUCAGUCGGGUAACGAGCUCUACUGGGGGAGGCAGCAGGACCACCUUCUCCUCAACCUCGGUCCCGCUCUGCUGGAGGAAUACGGGCAGGACUACUUGGCCGAGACAAGAGAGCUGUUCCAGGAACAUGCGAGGAAUGCUGCGGAGGACCUGAGCCCUGUGGUGAAUGCCAUCGUCCAGGCUCUGCUCUCCCCUCAGCCCCGCGUGCGCUACUACGCUGGGCCUGGAGUGGGCUUCAUGUACUUCCUCUCUAGCUACCUUCCAUACAGCGUCAGUGACACAUUCCUCCAGAAACUGUUUGUUAAGAAGAAGUUGAUGCCUCAGGCUCUUAGGAGGCACCCAGGGCUUGGUCUACAAGCCGGUGUCAACAACAACAACAACAAUGAGGAGAAAUCAGAACAGUAGCCUGUUUGCCAGUUUGGCAUCAUCCAGAAAGUGGAGGGAAUUGAUGGGUUGCUGAAAGGAUCAUGGAAAUGUUUGUUUUGCUGUAGUGAUACUGUCCCUAUUACAACCAUCUCUUGAAUCACCGGGACAUGUACAGACAGACUUAUAAUAUUGUUAGCCCUAACCCACCCAGCAUGAAAACACUGGCAUGUGUAAAUAUAUCUGACAAUAAAGAUAUGUCGAUGUGGGUAUAAUGUGCCUUGAAAUAUAGAUCAUAUUCACAUUUCCGCCCAUUUAUUUGAUAACAUAGAUGAUUCUUUUUUUUACUUAUUCACACAUUAAGCACUUUGCAGGCCUACGCUAUUAUUAUUAUUACUAUUACUAUUAUUAUAUGUAUUAUUGUUUUUUCUUAUUAUUCUCCUUGUUAUUUUUGUUGUUCAUCGUCGUAUUCAUAUUUGCAAGUGGUUAAUGGCGACUGCAAUUAUUAAAUCACAAAAUCUGAAUUUAGAACCCUGUUUUGCGACGAUUGUAUAUACUUCUGUAGUCCGGUGUCCGGGUAGGUUGGGUUGGUUUUUGGGGGGGUAAUCAAUCAAACUAGACUAUUUAAACCUCAGCUGUUGUAAAGCCGUGAGAUUUCUCCCUCACUUAAACUGUGAAUUUUUAAAUAUAUAUGAUUUGACUAAAUGUGAUGUUCCCAAAUAUUCCCUUGUUCAUGUCCCUACAUUAUUUGAUUAAAGUGACUUUUGUUUGUACAAUA
Gadus chalcogrammus (walleye pollock) is the source of this 2016-nucleotide messenger RNA. RefSeq names its product hydroxysteroid (11-beta) dehydrogenase 2 (gene hsd11b2). The transcript has 5 exons. NCBI's taxonomy places the organism in Eukaryota, Metazoa, Chordata, Actinopteri, Gadiformes, Gadidae. Gene Ontology annotation, molecular function: oxidoreductase activity. Bases 63 to 1280 code for a protein of 405 amino acids. The record is from RefSeq and is a predicted model, not a curated record.